AUGUCAAAAAUUUCCUGUUAUGACUUAACAUUCUUGAACAAAACCAGAAAUCUUCCAGAACGUAAUGUAAUAAAUGUUAGUUCUGCUCCCAAUAUGAAACUGCAAGUUGAAGUUAUGAAUUUGGAAGAGAAUCCUAUGUACAUAAGUAUGCUGGUAUCUUAUCAGUGUCUUCAAAUUCAUUUCCCAAUGACAUUUUUAAACGAAGAGAAGAGCGUUUUCAAAAACCUCGCUGGGGACUGA
Molecule: messenger RNA, 240 nt
Organism: Clunio marinus
Lineage: Eukaryota; Metazoa; Arthropoda; Insecta; Diptera; Chironomidae
Source: the annotation of a GenBank genome assembly